This is a messenger RNA of Adineta ricciae, 579 nucleotides long. The record is from the annotation of a GenBank genome assembly. NCBI's taxonomy places the organism in Eukaryota, Metazoa, Rotifera, Eurotatoria, Adinetida, Adinetidae.
AUGGGUGCAGAAAAAUCAAAAUCAAGUUCUACAACGACAAUGCACAAUAACCAACCGCGACAACGCAUGGUUCCAAACUACACUGAAAACAAAAAAGUGUACCUCUUAGUUUGGGUGGAUGCCAACAUCGAUGAAAAGGACCAAGACUGUCAGAACACUUUGACUCACUUACGAAGUGUUGUCAAUGAUGUCAAUAUAUACACUCAACCAGAUGCUUGCGUUCAAUUCCUCAAAAGCAUCAGUGAUGAAAAAGCUUUCGUCAUCACAUCGGGAUCCUUAGGUCAACACUUAGUUCCCAAGAUUCACGGCAUUUCACAAGUGAAUGCCAUCUACAUAUUCUGUGGCAACAAAUCCAGACAUGAAAACUGGACAAAGAGCUGGUCAAAAGUCAAAGGUGUUCACACAAAUAUCAAAGAAAUCUGUGAAGCACUGACCACGAGUGUUAAACAAUAUAAUCAAGAUUCCAUCGCCAUGAGUUUUGUCACCGUAAGAGGAGAGGGUUCCAAUGUCAAUCUCAAUCAAUUGGAACCGAGUUUUAUGUACACGCAAAUAUUUAAGAAGAUUCUCCUCGAAAUGGAG